This is a messenger RNA of Drosophila kikkawai, 405 nucleotides long. It is a transcript of the gene SIFa, whose product is annotated as neuropeptide SIFamide. Lineage: Eukaryota; Metazoa; Arthropoda; Insecta; Diptera; Drosophilidae. The record is from RefSeq and is a predicted model, not a curated record.
GCGCAUAACCCAAUUAGGCCGAGUUCAUCUGCUCGCUGGGCUCGGAUAUAAAAGCCAGGAAUUUCCCUUGGAUAGCCACAGAAGGCAUCCGCUAGCUCCAAUCGCUCGGACCAGACAUUGUACACUGCCCAGAAGUACGCUAACAGACGACGACUGCAAGAUGGCUCUGCGAUUCACUCUCACUCUGCUCCUGGUCACGAUCCUGGUCACAGCCAUCCUGCUGGGCUCCAGUGAGGCGGCCUACAGGAAGCCCCCCUUCAACGGCAGCAUCUUUGGCAAGCGCAACAGCCUAGACUACGACAGUGCCAAGAUGAGCGCCGUGUGCGAGGUGGCCAUGGAGGCGUGUCCCAUGUGGUUUCCACAGAACGACAGCAAAUAGGACCACGCCCUGCGACAGCGCCUCCA